Schistosoma turkestanicum is the source of this 2729-nucleotide messenger RNA. Lineage: Eukaryota; Metazoa; Platyhelminthes; Trematoda; Strigeidida; Schistosomatidae. The record is from the annotation of a GenBank genome assembly.
AAAUCAAGGCCUACAAGGUCGCCUAACGGAGGAGCGGGCUACUUCGAAGGGUUCAGGUUUUUGUCGUGUCACACAAAAUACCUUUCGGCCAGACACCAACCACUACAUGUUAUUGUGUUACUCAGACUCAUGUGUACUUAUUUACUAGCUUUUUAUUUACUUUGUUCUGCAACUUCUGUUUCUCCAUUACUGUCUGAAGAAAAUCCCAAAUACAACCUUCAGAUCGAAGAACAUGCGGUUUUGGACAAGUUGGAUAGUUCAGUUGUUAGUGUAUUCUCAAAAUCAGGUCAAAAGUUCUCCUGCUCAUGGGAUACUGACGGUUAUGUCUCACCCGAAAACGCCACUUUGCAGUUGUCUAGCAGAGUUGUGCAUUCAUUACUGACCAUGUUUAAUGCCUUUGAUUGCCUCACAAUGAAAGGAGGUUGGUGGACCUAUGAAUUUUGUUUCCGAAAGCAUGUUAUUCAGUAUCAUGAUGAAUCUAGGGAAACAUCGGAAACUCUUCUCGGACUUUUCGAGUCGGAAUUCAACUGGGAUAAUUCUUCAGAGAAACCCAAAUACCACAGUCAGUUUUAUUCCAACGGAAGUAUUUGUGACUUGACGAAUAUGCCUCGGAAAACAGAAGUACAGUUUGUCUGUGAAAAUUCACAAACGUUUCAUAUAAUAUCUGUUGAAGAGCCUGAAUCAUGUUCGUAUCUGUUAAAAAUAUCAACCCCAAGUUUGUGUGGAAAUUCACAUUUCGCUGCCAGGUUUUCGAUCAAGCCGCACGACAUCACUUGCCGCCCAACUCUCAGCGGACCAGAUUACUACCGUUACAAUGCCUUAAAUAAAGCAAGAGAUCAAACUCCUCAGUCACCCUUGGUUACUGUGUCUCAAACUUUCAGUUCAUCUUCAAAACGUCUAUUUACCUACAAAAAUAUAUAUGAUAAAGUUCUUAAAAACCGACUCAAGCUUAAAUUAAGAUCGAUCAGGCGCUCAACAGGAAAAUUCCUUAAAUCUUUUAAAAGAUUAUCAGCCUUCUACAAAAAGCAAAACCUUAAGUCUCCAUGGAGUUCUCAUAGAGUCUCACUGAGUUCUUUAUCUUUGCUCGACAUAAAAGAAGCCAGUUUAUACAACCUUUGGCUUCACAGUGUUUCGCUUAGUUCAGAUAUCUCAAAUCUUACAUCUGUUCUAGUAGAAAAGAGUAGAAUAUCUCACCGUCCUGUUCCUUUGGAUAUUGUGAAAAUAGCUAUCAUUGUAACUAAGACCGUUAUUUCGGAAUUAGAGGGCUAUGAACAAUUGCUUAAUACGUCUCAUACUACACCUAUUCAAGCUAUGGAGAUGAUGCGUGUAUUUAAUCUAAGUGAUGUCCACGAAUCUAUCAGUCGUAUUUGGCUUGAACUUUUUACUUGUACAGAUCCUAAGGUGGCUCACGCAAUGUUAUCCACCGUGAUUCAUGUUUACAAAAAACACAACUUAGACAUACCAACUGUUGAAGAUAUACCUUUUCCCCGUCUGCCUAAACAAUUGAGAAAUAGUGCAAAACUCUCAUACCUAAAAUAUAAAUCAGACUUCACAUUUUCAAACAAUAAAGACGACAACAAAUUUAAAAUCGUACAGCACAGUGAAAAAGUGAUGAAUAAUCCUCUGAGUUAUGAAGAAUACUCGAAGCUAUUUGAUAUGAUGGAAAAAGCAAGAAAUUUUAUUAGUCUUUCCUUGGGGAAUUUAAAAUUAAGUGUUAAGAAGCUUUUCUAUUUUCACAGCAAAAUAAAGGCCAGUAAUAAUAUCGAAAAACGAUUGAAACAAGCGUUUUCCAAUAUGUUUCCUAAUUCAAAUAUCAAAGUAGUUGUGAUACAAGGUGAUGAUGGUAUUAUGAAAGAUAAACGUAAUGAGGUUGCUGAAGAUCAAUGGUUUAACAAUCUUUUACCAUCUCUUAAACAACGGGAAGUUAUAGAGAUUAUGCAGAAAGUUGUAACUAACUUAGAUCCUGAAAUAUUGGACGAACUGGACAUAGUUCAAAAACCAGGAAAUCAAGCUGGUUUAUCUACGUAUUAUAUUAUGCCUGGUGGACCUAAAAAAAAGGAAGAGAAGCGUGUCAGGAAACUUGAACAAAAUUAUCACUUCACUUUCCAUUAAAUCAACAAACAAUUCGCUAAUAUUGAUCGAUAGCCUAAAAUUGUAUUCCGUCAGUAAUCUCUUAUCGUAUGUACCUCUUUCAUUUUGUUUUUCAGUCUCUUUCUAUCCUCAUAAUUUGUAAUUAUGUAAUUCAGAAUAUGUUAAUAUCUACAUUUGACGAAUCGUUUUUAAAACUUUAUGCUAAUAUUAUUGUUAACACAGUAAUUUUUUGCUGCUAAUAUGAAUAUGGUUUUAUCUUCACUUCUUUUAUUUUUACAAAAAAAUUAUUAUUUGUUUUCGUUGGUAUGUUAGCUUCAGUUUCCUUUACAAGCUCAUCAUUGAUCACAACGCUUGGUUGUCCAUUUUCUUCAAAUGAUCUAUUUCUAGUAAUGGAAAUUAUUAUGAUGUGUAAAUAUGUAUGACCUAUGUGAAGUGUUGAACUGUAUUUUCUUUCCUAAGAAUUAUUUUUGUUUGUAAAAUUAAUCAGGAUGCAAUUCAGAACCGAAUAAUAAAAUAAAUUAACCUAUCUAAUCAAAUUCGUGUAUUUUCUCUCUAAGCAGCACUUUAACAAGAGGUGCGGGAAAGACGAAAACUGUUUCAACUCCACCUAAGGUGUCAUUAGGCCCCAAAGAUAUCCG